Eruca vesicaria subsp. sativa (arugula) is the source of this 623-nucleotide messenger RNA. NCBI's taxonomy places the organism in Eukaryota, Viridiplantae, Streptophyta, Magnoliopsida, Brassicales, Brassicaceae. The record is from the annotation of a GenBank genome assembly.
AUGUCAGCGUUGUUCAAUUUCCAUUCAUUUCUGACGGUGGUGCUGCUCGUGAUCUGCACUUGCACAUAUCUCAAGAUGCAGUUCCCUGCCAUUCUUGAGCAGAAAACUGGGUUUCGAGGGUUCUUUUGGAAAGCUGCUAGAAUAGGAGAAGUUGAUGUGAACCCGGAAACAUAUCCGCUUGCAGAUUCUCAGAUAACGAUAACUAUUCUCGAUCUAAUUCAACAAGCUGCCAAUAACAUGCAGCUCAAGAAGGGUGCUAAUGAAGCUACGAAGGCACUUAAUCGUGGGAUGGCUGAGUUUGUGGUUUUGGCUGCAGAUGUAGAUCCCUUGGAUAUUCUUCUUCAUCUUCCUUUACUAUCUGAGGAUAAGAAUGUUCCGUAUGUGUUUGUGCGUUCAAAGCAAGCCAUGGGAAGAGCAUGCGGUGUAUCAAGACCUGUUAUUGCUUGUUCUGUCACACCAGUCGAAGGUGGUCAGUUGGAAAAACAAAUCCAGCAUCUCAAGGAUGCUAUUGAGAGGCUUCUUAUCUCAGAAUAACAAUCUUAGAUUUGAUUGCUCGGUAUGAUGGGUUUCCGCAUAUGGGAAAGGCUUUGACUGAAAGUUUUGUUUAUGCAAAUACCAAAUAA